Messenger RNA from Selaginella moellendorffii, 4573 nucleotides. Its product is annotated as nitrate regulatory gene2 protein. Bases 2093 to 4429 code for a protein of 778 amino acids. Lineage: Eukaryota; Viridiplantae; Streptophyta; Lycopodiopsida; Selaginellales; Selaginellaceae. The record is from RefSeq and is a predicted model, not a curated record. The transcript has 10 exons.
CCCAAAUCUCCCGCCAGGUUUUAGGGUUCUUAUGCUAGGUUUUGGGGGUCAAUGGGGCACGAGAUCCAUCCCGCGAGCUCGCCGGCUCACAGGAGAUUGCAGAGUCCAUCGUCGCCCUUCUCGGCGCCGCGGAGGGCCGGAUUCUCGACGCGCGAGGAGCCGGAUCUAAGCUGGAGGGCGCUCGUCUAUCGGCACCAGUUUCUACUGCUAAUGCUGGGAGUACUCUUGUUUCUGUGCACUGUCUACUUGUAUUUCGCUAUAACGCUGGGGACGGGUAAUUCGUGCGCGGGGCUCACAGGAGUCCAGAAGGAGAUUUGCAGCCUCUCCUCCAAGGACAAGACGAGGCGCGUGGGCGCGAGAGCACUCCUGAUUUAAAUGCUGGGGAGCUCUGGAGAAAAGAAUUAAAUCUUGGUCUGUGCAGUGACGUUGGAGGAGCUGAUGGUUUCUCGUGCAAGAAACUUAAAACAGGAACACAAGCUUCCUUGGAAGCAAAUAGUGGCCUGUUCGAUCUGGUUUUCCUUGAGCUUCAUAGCUCUCGAAACGAUCACAAGUGUGCUGUGGGGAUCUCAAAACUGGUCAGAAAAGGUGGAGUUUUAGUGGCAUCUAUCGACAUCUCGGAGUCCAUGCAAAAACUUAACUAGUCUUUUGUCGGAAGAAACCGUGACCAGGGCCAGGUCUGGCGGGCUCCUCAAUAACACGCGGAUUUGUCUUUUGGUAGGUAACUAUGCUGUAUUUUUUUAUCGCAGGCUUAAUCACCUAAUAUCGAAAUGAAAAGUAUCGUGGAUCAAACUUUCCAAGUCUACCAAGAGUACUGAUCAGGUUUUAUUAUGUCUGCAAAGAGGCAGGAAACUGUGAUGAUCGAGACGAUUGCUUCCCUUCAAAGACCUGAACGCGCUUGCACUGUCAAAGUGAACUUGCUGCAAACAUCAUUUCGAAGAUGCUGACUUUGAUUGAUCCCGUUAUGGCGAUUCCAGAACAGCAAACCAAAGGUAAUCAUCUGGGGUUCUUUCGAUUAAUUUGAGCAGGGCGUCAGACCGUUUUGCAGGAUAGUGAGCUUUUAAAAUGGAUGUCGCCAUUUGCUUGUAGGUGGGCGAUGUCCGGAUCGAAGGACGUAUCCAUUCGACACAUUCAAAGUUUCAAUAGGGAGAGAUGAGAUUUUCAACCCUGGGGUGUGGCGUGCUCAGAAGAUUCUCCACAUUUCGUUUGGGUUGUGGGAAGAACGCGCCUUUGAGCUUAAUUUUUGCGUACUAAGCUUGCAGGGACCAAACCAUCAUCAUCCUUUCUAGAGAUUGACGACGACCAGCAAAAAUUAAACCAAGCUAGCAAGCAAAUCUAUGGACGGAUGCGAUGGGCCGGAAAGCAACACUGCCAUCGCAAUCCCACCGUACGAUUUGGACGACGCGGGCCUCGUGACUGCCGACAGUGGGGUGCUGGUGGUCGAUUCCCGUCCCGAGAAAGGCAUCGUUUUGGCAUAUACCUCGUGGGGACCAAAGCGUAUCAGAUAUUUUGCGUGCUUUUCCAAGCCAUGGACUUGGCUGCGCGUACGAACGGACAGCCCAGUACGGUCGGGCCGGCAUUAUUUUACUGUGGUAAAUGUCAAAAUCGAGGAGUGAAGGAGCUGUCAGGAAAUUGUUUUUCACCGCCUCUCUUCUGUGGGUUUAAACGGGAGACUAGGUCUUUCUCGGGGUUUAGCUAGGCAUUUUCUCUCGUUUGAUCGGACCGAUCGAUCGAGCGAUCUCUUUCGGUUAGGCCGGAUGCCGCCAGGAAUCGGAGCGUAUCAUCGGGUACUAGUGAUGCGUUUGACAGCAGCAGCGGUAGUGCGGCGGCAUCCAUCGCGAGAUUUCGGCUACAUUCGAGCGUUUCUUCACAAGAUUUCCUGAGGCAAGUGUGUGAGAGCGAGUUCUUUCCCGUGGAGGGAGAAUCCAUCCCUGCAUUCACAGAAAUCGAGGCAGAGGGCGAGUAUCUCGCAAGAAUGCUAGCGAGCGAGAAAAUGCUGCUACUGGGAAGAAUGAUCAGAUAGGGCGGACAGGCAUGAUCAUCGUCUUUCUCGUAGAAGGAAGAGAGGCAGUGUAGUCUAAGCUCCGAGGAAGGCAUGGGUUGCGCAGCAUCGAAAGUGAGCAAGGCGGAGGAUGUGAGUAGAUGUCGCGCGAGACGAAGGCUCAUGAAGCAGACAGUGGCGUCAAGGCAUCACUUUGCGGCAACUCACGCGGCUUACAUCCAAGCCAUGAAGAACGUAGGGGCGGCUUUCCGGCAAUUUGGAGAGACCGAGCUUCGUGAUGCUCAAGCAGCAGCCGCCGAGCGUACAAAAUCGAGCUCCCUUCAGUCACCCGAUCGCCCACUUCCUCCACCUCCGCCGCCAGUGUUCCUCCAAGACUCUCCUCGCAUGGAGUUCCUUUCUCCUCCCGCAUCUCCCAUCAAGACGGAAGAUCACGAGAGCGAGGAAGCCAAGGAUCAGGAGCGCCGCCAACGCAAGAGAGAACAGGAGCAGCAGCAAAGUCGGUUCCAAAAGUUGGAGCAAGAGCACGAGGGCUUCUACUAUCACCGUGGCGAUGACAAAGAUGACAAGGGAGCGUACUACUUUACUGCUCCACCGCCUCCUCCAGUUCCCUCGAGCACAGCUCCGCCUCCACCGUCGCCUCCAAGAGACUCGGCCUGGGAGUUUCUGGAUCCGUUCAGGCCGCAAGAGCACCCGGUUCUUCUUCACGACCAACGCACCUCGAAAAAGGUGGAGGUUUCUAAGCAGGACCGCGAGAGAAUGGAAGAUCACCACCACCACCACCACCACGAUGAUGAUGAUGACGAUGAGGACGACGAUGACGAGCACGAAGUGUCCAGCAACCCGGACAAGCCGGUGGUUGUCAAGAAUCCCAGCGUCAUUGGUUCCAGCAAGCGGGACUUGGCGAUUAUUCUACUCCCGAGUGGCGGGAUUGGACGCAAGGACCUUCUCGACGUUGUCAAGGAGGUUGAUGAGUUGUUCCUUCGUGCUUACGAGUGUGGGAAGGACGUUUCCAAGCUUCUGGAGGCGAGAAAGGUUCACUACCACUCUAAUUUCGUCGACUCAAGAGGACAUGAAUCGCACUCGAAGAGAGUGUUGCAAGCAAUUUCUCUAGGCCACAGAGGUUCGAGCAAAACCCCUUUGAAGGUAGUUGCUUCCGAGGAUCACCUAAGCAGCCCCGAGGACUCUGGUAAAGCUGGAAGUCAUGCCGGUACUCUGGACAGCUUGUUGGCCUGGGAGAAGAAACUGUACGAAGAAGUUAAGAAUACAGAAGUGAUACGAGCUGAGUACCGGAAAAAAUGUUCCCCCAAGCUCCAGGAAGAAAUGAGCGACGCAACCAGGUCCAUGAUCAAGACCUUGUCCACGAAAAUUCAGGUGUCGCUGCAGGGUGUGGACACGGCAAUCUCGGCCAUUAACAAGCUCAAGGAAGACGAGCUUCAUACACAACUUGUUCAACUUAUUGAAGGGCUAAUGAACAUGUGGAACGAGCUUUACGAUUGUCACCAAAGACAACACAAGAUCGCAUCGGACAUGAAAUCCUUAGACCACUGGGGGACUGUGGAGCCGACAACUAACAUCCACAGACUAGCAACUUCUCAGCUCGAACUAGCGCUCGGUGCGUGGCUCGCAGGAUUCAACAAGCUCAUCUCCGCGCAGCGAGAUUACCUCCACAACCUGACGGGCUGGCUUCGACUUAGCAACAUGCAGCUCGAGUUGGAAUCCGCCAGGGAAACUCCAGGCAGCAAGAAGAAGCAAGCCACGGCAAGGCCGGCGUGGCUGGCGUCCAUGCUCCAGCUCUGCCUGGACUGGAGCUUGGCGCUGGACAGACUGCCAGACAAGGUAGCCUCGGAGUCGAUCAAGAGCUUCGAGGCCGUGGUUCACAAGCUGGUGGAUCUCCAGAACGAGGAAGUGAAGCACAGGAAGAAGCUGGAUGCUGUCUCCAAGGAAUUCGACAAGAAGAUGGCACGCUUGUCAGCGAGUACGAAGCAUCGCAAAGCGAGCCGGGAAGAGCAGCAGCAGCAAGCCACUGACACUCGAAAGGAGAAAGAUCCAGACAAAGAGAAGGCGGCGGCGGAGAACGAUCCGCCUGGAUCAGCUGAAGCGACGAACGAAGAUAGCAAUCUGGUGGAGUCCAUCCCGAGCAUCCUGCGAGCAGCAGCAAAUCGAGGCAGUGGCAAAUCGAGGCGGCGGGGCUCUCCCGAGGAGAGGAUGCGUCAGGCUGUGAAUUCGAUCCAGGCAAAGCUCGAGGAAGAGAAGGAGCGAGUGGCAAAGGUGGUGUUUGACACGAGGGCGACGACCAUCAACAGCUUACACACGGGAUUGCCGAGCAUCUUUCAGGCGGUGGCAGGAUUCGGUCGCAUCUCCCUCCAUGCGUAUCAGAGCCUCUACUGCCAGGCACACAAUGGCGCUCUCCUCCGGAUCACUCAAGCCUAGGGACGAUGACAAGUGUGCCCUAGCGCUAAAUAGGGCAAAGGUAGUACUGCCACGUGUAUGUAGUACUCAUUGCCACGUGUAUGUAGUUAUUAUUCUAGUUAAUAUUCUAGUUAAUGAAUCGCUUUUCCCGCGGUGAUUUUCAAA